Molecule: messenger RNA, 1665 nt
Organism: Miscanthus lutarioriparius
Lineage: Eukaryota; Viridiplantae; Streptophyta; Magnoliopsida; Poales; Poaceae
Source: the annotation of a GenBank genome assembly
AUGGAGAAUAUGCGUUAUGCUGAGGAGCUCGUGAGGGAGUUUCUAGUUUUCAGGGGUUUCACAAGUACGCUGCAAGCGUAUGAGUCAGAGUUGUCUACUGAGAUUGGCAGGAACUUUCAAGCAGAUAAGAUCGUGGAUUUGGUGUUCUCAGAGUAUAUACCGAAGUACCAACUGGACAGGUUGGUCGGCCUGUUUGCCUUUUUCAAGCAGUGUUUCAUGUCACCUGGGGACACAGAGCUGUUCUCAACCCUUGUUAAGUUGGAGCUGUCAGCAUUAAGGUACUAUGUAAUUAAUGCUUUGAAAUCUGGAAGACAAGACAAAGUAAUUGAAUUCUUUGGUGAAAAUGGCAAUUAUCUAAUGCAAAAGCAUGGAGAUUGGCUGGCAUGGUUUGAGCUACAAGCGUCCUUAGAGGCGAAGGAAGAUGAAAUCUCUCAGUUGAGGAGGAACUAUAAUAGUGCUGGUUAUGGAAACAAGAAUGUAGUUGGUACUAGCAGAGCUGGUUCCCCUCAUGAAGAGAUAUCAGAAAACUAUGAAGAAUCCUCGGCCUCAAGUAGCAUGAUACAGGGUUUUGAUUCUCGGUCCUCAAGUUCAGUGAGAUCUUAUACAAGAGGUGGGAAAUUCCAUGAAUCUUCUGAGAUCAGCCAUACAGAGGGUGAGCAGGUUUUGGUGACUGAGGAAGAUUUUCCUGAAGUAAAAGUGGAUUUCCAGGAAACAUUUUUAGGCCAUAACAGUUCAAUUAGCCGAUGUCGAUUUUCUGCAUCUGGGUCAAAUAUUGCUAGUUCAUCAAUCGAUGGUACAGUUAGGAUUUGGACAUAUGAUUCAUCAACACCAUCAUCCAGAAAUGCUACUAUAUACUGUGGGUCUGAAGUCAGUGCACUUUCUUGGGAAUGCAGAUCUGACAGAUUGCUGCUCAUAGGCACAGCUAAUGGAGGAAUUAAAGCUUGGAAUGCUGAUGCAAAGAGAGUUGUUUGCGACCUGAGUACAUCUAGAGACUUUCCAAGCAUCUUAGAUUUGAAAUGCAGCCCUGUUGAACCUGUGUUUGUCUCUGCAGCUGCAUCAAGACGGCAUGGAUCAACUACAUUUGAGAGAACAGGCUUUGCCAACUUGACCGUGUGGCAUAUGAAAACAUGGAAGCCAUUGACAGUCCUCCCUCUUGGUGAGGAUCCACCUGCUAUUACUUCUCUUUGCUUCAAUCACAACGGGAAAAUUUUGGCAGCUUCUGCUACAGAUGGAAUGAUUCACAUGUUUGACAUGUCUGCUGGUCUUCAAAUUACAGGAUGGCCUGCCCAUGAUUCCCCUGUGAGUUCAGUUCUUUUUGGGCCAGCAGAAACUAGCAUCUUCAGUUUAGGCUCAGAUGGAAAGAUAUUUGAAUGGAGCUUGCACAAUCAAGGUCAGAUUUUUUGGUCAAGAGAUUGCAGCAGAUUUUGCAAUCCGGAGAGCUUUAAAACACGAAUGCAUGAAAUAGCAUUGGAUUCAAAUGGCAAGAGGCUGCUGGUUACCUCCGGUUUGGUCCGGGCCCCAAUAUAUCAGGUACAAGGCCAUGAAAGUGGAUUGAGGACACUACCGCACAGUUCAUCUAUCACAAGUGUGGAUUGGCAUCCAACACUGCCAAUGUACAUCGCUGGGUCUGCAGACCACUCUGUCCGCGUCACAUCUAUUUUAUGA